AUGGGAAUCAAGGUCAUGAUGAAAGCUUUCAAUAAGCCUAAAGACAUCCCAUCGCAGGUGCCCCCGCUCACGCCCGGCACCAACAAGAAGAUGGCUGAGGCGCUGAAGGCUACCUUCGCUUCCUGGGAGAAGGAACAGCUGCGCCUCGGCGUCCCAAAAGACCCUCGCCAAUGGAGCGAGGCGGCGGUCGCUGCGUGGCUGCGCUGGGCGGCCCGGGAGUUCUCGCUGGAGGGCGUAGCCCUGCAACAGUUCGCGCGCGCCCAGGGCAAGGACAUCUGCGCGAUGGGCCGCGACGAGUUCGUCGCGAGGGCGCCCGCCUUCAUGGGCGACAUACUGUGGGAGCACCUGGAAAUUCUGCAGAAAGACGUUGAAAAGGAACGUUCCCUGCUGGCGAACGUGCCGCCAAACAUGUACGAGAGCAACGUAUGCCUCCCAGAGCUCUCCGACUACAUCCCGCCGCCCGCCCACCACUACAACAACAACAAUACCGUCGGCCGCGCCUGGCGCAACAGCGCGACCUUGGCGCCGUUUUUCCGCUCUCUUUCAGCGCAUCUGAGGUCCGUCAUCGGAGUCUUGUGCACUGUGCAACUUCUACAACUACGACCGUGUCAUCUGCGCCGUUUCAAUUACAUGUCACAACACCCGUGUGUUCAGGAUAGUCUACGGGUUCUGCCUUCGAUGGGGGUU
This is a messenger RNA of Iphiclides podalirius (scarce swallowtail), 687 nucleotides long. The record is from the annotation of a GenBank genome assembly. NCBI's taxonomy places the organism in Eukaryota, Metazoa, Arthropoda, Insecta, Lepidoptera, Papilionidae.